GGAGUCUAAAGAGGAGCCCAAGGCGAGGGGCGGAGGGAAAGAAUCGCCGGCCGGCGAGAGAAAUCUGUUCGAGUACGUUUUGGGUGCAACAGCUGAGUCCGCACAAACCCGCUAGAGAGAAGCCCGCACCUGCAAGUAUCUGAAGUAUCUGUGACUGGCAGUGUUAUUUGCGGAUCAUUUACCCUUUAAUUUCAUUAUUUUGUUUAUUUUAACGGCAGCUGUAAGCCGGGCGCUGUACCCUUGCCUUGCACAAUUGGUUUUGUUGUGUCACAGUCAGAGAAGCCGGCUGGGAGAUUGGGGGCCGUGCUGGGAGAACUCGCUUUCUGGGACUAAAGCUGCAGCCUUAGCACUCACUUGGAAUAAACAUCAGGCAGGAUAUACACCGACAGCACAAAGCCAUUGCCAUACCCUAAAGGGAAACUGCCUUCCAAUUUCCUACAGAGCAUCAGCGCUUGUUAUCUGGAAGUCUGUGACAGUGCACUGCCAAGGGAAUAGUACAUGUCAAUCACAAUCACAGCUCCUGCACUUCUCCACCUGAUGGCAGUUUGCACGUCCUCGUGAAACCUGCCAAGCUGGACACCACAGCUGUGCACCACGACACCUUGGCCGAUAUCGUGCCCAUUCAGCAAGCAAGUGACCAUGCAGUCCUAGCCUGUGACCCAGGCAUUCAUGAAGAGCACUAUGUAAGUGAAGCUGCGGGUCCAGAAAAUGUGCAGGACCAGAGAGUAUUCAGAGAUGCUGGCACCAUUACAGAUGUGUGCAACAGUACUGACCUUCCAGAAGUUGAAAUUAUCAGUCUGCUGGAAGAGCAACUGCCCCAUUACAAGCUAAGAGCUGAUACCAUCUAUGGGUAUGACCACGACGACUGGCUCCAAACACCACUUAUUUCUCCAGAUGCCAACAUUGACCUGACUACUGAGCAAAUUGAAGAGACUCUAAAAUACUUCCUUUUAUGUGCAGAAAGAGUGGGCCAGAUGACUAAAACAUAUAAUGAUAUAGAUGCUGUGACACGUCUGCUUGAAGAGAAAGAACGGGAUCUAGAAUUAGCUGCUCGCAUUGGCCAGUCUUUGCUGAAGAAGAAUAAAGCAUUAACUGAAAGGAAUGAAUAUCUUGAGGAACAAGUAGAACACAUCAAAGAAGAGGUUUCACAGCUGCGUCAUGAGCUGUCCAUGAAAGAUGAGCUGCUUCAGUUUUAUACAAGUGCAGCAGAGGAGAGCGAGCCGGAAUCCAUCUGCUCUACACCUCUGAAGAGGAAUGAAUCUGCCUCAUCUGUCCAGAACUAUUUCCAUUUUGACUCUCUGCAGAAGAAAUUAAAGGACCUUGAAGAUGAGAAUAUUGUUCUCCGUUCAGAGGCUUGCCACUUGAAAACUGAAACAAUCACAUAUGAAGAAAAGGAGCAACAACUUGUGAAUGACUGUGUCAAAGAACUACGGGAUGCCAAUGUACAGAUUGUCAGUAUAUCAGAAGAAUUGGCCAAGAAGACAGAUGAUGCUGCACGGCAACAAGAAGAAAUAACACACCUUCUCUCACAGAUAGUUGACAUUCAGAAAAAGGCUAAAGCAUAUGCAGUUGAAAAUGAGGAACUUGUGCAGCAUUUGGGAGCAGCUAAGGAUGCCCAACGACAACUCACAGCUGAGCUACGAGAGUUGGAAGACAAGUACGCAGAGUGCAUGGAAAUGCUUCAUGAGGCGCAGGAAGAACUAAAGAACCUGAGAAACAAAACUAUGCCCAAUGUCAUUUCCCGGCGCUAUCACACUUUGGGGGUUUUUCCUUUGGACUCAUUAGCAGCUGAGAUAGAAGGAUCCAUGAGGAAAGAACUGCAAAUGGAUGAGCCUGACUCUCCUGAAAUGAAUGGCAAUCACCAUAAACGAGUAUUCGAAACAGUGAAAAAUGUAAAUCAGGUUGUCAAACAGAGAUCACUGGCCCCUUCUCCGAUGAACAUCCCAGGAUCUAACCAGUCAUCAGCAAUGAACUCUUUAAUGUCUAGUUGUGUGAGCACACCACGUUCCAGCCUGUAUGGCGGGGAUGUAUCCAACAUUGUUAUUGAUAACAAGACAAAUAGCAUUAUCUUAGAAACUGAGUCCUCUGAAAAUAGCCUCAGUAACGGAGAUAAAAACAAGAAGCCUGGAACACCUGGCACUCCAGGUUCCAGCGAUCUGGAGACAGCUCUGCGACGUUUGUCUCUGCGUCGUGAAAACUACAUCCUGGAGCGAAAGUUCUUUGAAGAUGAUCAGGAGAGGAAGCUGCGGAGCCUAGCAGAGAAAGGAGAGAUCCAUAGCGGCUCUGUUACACCCACAGAUAGCAUCAUGUCCCUAGGAACCCACUCCAGGCUAUCUGAAUUCACAGGAGUGUCAGGGAUGUCGUACAGUAGCCGCUCCUACCUGCCAGAGAAACUUCAGAUUGUGAAGCCCCUAGAAGGUUCAGCAACUUUACAUCAUUGGCAACAGCUUGCACAGCCAAACCUGGGUGGUAUCCUGGACCCAAGGCCUGGUGUGGUCACCAAAGGCUUCAGGACUUUGGAUCUUGACCAGGAGGAUGUGUACUGCUUCACCGACUAUGAAGAAGAUGAGACAGGUGACAUUCCUUUCAAGAGCUUUACUACCUCGCCUUCCAUCCAGCACUCAGAGACCUCAGGUGAGAGGUCACAAGCACAAGUGACUGUAUCAGACAGCAAGAACUGUCCAAGUCAUUCUCAGGCUGCCCCCGAGGAUUUGCAAGAACCCGCGACAGACGAUGAUGAGGGGUCUGUGUACUAUCCUGGCAAAUGCAUGUCUCAAACCAACUCUACCUUCACUUUCACUACCUGCCGGAUUCUUCACCCGUCUGAUGAACUCACACGUGUCACUCCAAGCCUUAAUGCAGUGCCCACUCCAGCUUGUGGAAACCUGAACAAUCUGAAGUCGACGCCAGCGAGCACACCCUGUACACCUCGACGCCUGAGCUUGGCUGAAUCUUUCACCAAUCUUAGGGAAUCAACCACCACCAUGAGCACAUCUUUAGGGCUGGUAAGACUUUUGAAAGAGAGGGGCAUAUCUGCAGCUGUGUACAACCCACAAACAUGGGACAGGGCUGGAAAGGCUUCCCUGAUUAACCAUACUCUUCCAAAAAUGGCAAUCAUACCUUCUACCCCUCCAAACUCACCUAUGCCGACACCAAAUUCUUCCCCUCCUUCACUAGACUUUAAAUGCACCAGCCCACCCUAUGAUAACUUCCUGGCUUCUAAACCUGCCAGCUCCAUUCUUAAGGAAGUAAGGGAGAAGAAGAAUAUAAGGAGCAGUGAAUGCCAGACAGAUGUCUCUGUGUCCAACCUUAACCUUGUGGAUAAAGUAAAGAAGUUUGGAAUUGCCAAAGCCUCAGGAUCAACAGUAACACACGCUUUAUCUGACUGCCACAAGGGCACCCAAGGGCCAGCAAGGACAUAUGUUCCUGGAGGCCUUGUGCCAGAAGGCCUACCUAUAAACUACCCUGCUGUAACAAGUGCCAUAGGCGCCCUUCAUCUGAACUCUGGUAUCCGAAGGAACCGCAGUUUCCCAACCAUGGUUGGAUCCAGCAUGCAGAUGAAGGGACCAGCUACACUGACAUCUGACAUACUGAUGGGAGGCAAGUUACCUAAACAGACUACUUUACAAUGAGAAAUGUCUGCUGUACUUUGCUAGUAGAGAGGCUGAGAAAGCAGUGACCUUGCAUAGUAUUCUGCUAUUGCUAAAGACUUUCCGAAAUUCACCCUCCAUCCCUGUACUUUGUGCUGACAAAUCAACUUUGUGCCUACAUGAGCAAUUGGGACUGCACUUUGUAUAAAUAUGUACAUAUAAAAAAAUAUAUAAUAGAUAUCUAUUGUAAGAAAAUAUAUUUCACUGUACCAGUGACAUACUGUGGAGGCGGUAGUGGCUCUUCUACUGUAGAUAUUUGACAUGCUAAUAAUGUAUAUUAAACUGUUGAUGGUAGGAUACUGUAUGCACUGAAUGUAAGGAACCUCUGAACCUUAGCAAAGAAUGAUAGUGUUAGUUAAUAAAAUAAGAGGUCCAGCCAAGGUUUUAAUCAUUUCAGGGAGAAGGAAAUCUGGAACUCAACCAUGAGGCAACAGAAUAGAUUCCCAGCUUCCACAGUUUCAUACACUAUGCUUUUUCUUUAGGGGAUGUUUUUAAACGCAUAUCUUUACCUUUGUUCACAGUAAAGCAAAUGCCAGGUAUACAAAUAUAGUGUGCUUUGUUAAUUUUAUUUAAUAUGCUGCAAACACACCAUAAGGAAAGGGGCAACACAUUCACUUGCUAUAAUAUUAGCACAGGGAUAAAUACAUAGGGGCUAAGGCAUUAUGGUUUGGAUUUUAGUUUAGCAAUAUAGAUGAAAGACUACUUUGCAAUUCAUUAUUAUUAUUAUUAUUAUCUUUUGUUAAGUUUUACCAGAACACUGGGUGCUUUUCUGAUUAAAUAAGUAAGAAGGAAUAAAAAGGGAUAAACAUAAUCACUAUAUUGCCACCGGUGCUGCUAAAAGCGGGCAUACUUGAAAUCUAGGCUAGAAUUUAUUCUUUAGGAAAUAGGAAACUGUCAAUAAAGACUCUUUGGAAUGUCCACAUGAAACAAACUGGGGCCUAUUUUGAUUAUUGUUACUAAAGGAACACGAGUGCACUAAAGGUCUUGUCUUUUUUAUAUGCCAAUAAAGUUUUAAAAUAUUUUAUUUAGGGAAAUGUCUGAAACGCAGACUGGCAGGUUUGCAUUUAUGCACAUCUGAAGUAAUAAAGUUGUGAUAUUUAUAUAUUGACUUUUCUUUUUUUUAUGACUAAUAAUGUAAAUGGUUUUCUUAAAAAUGUAAAGUCCUACAUGGAGGUCACUUUGUAGCCUGUUGACAGUAUUACAAGCUAUGGGGAACUAUCUUGAGGCAAGAAGUAGACAUUUGCAGCACAAAUAAAUCCUGUUUCAGCCUCCUAUUCAAGUUGCAUGUAUAAAGCCUCCAAGCCUGUCUGAUUCUGUAUAACUGUUUCAUGUUCAUUCAGUGGUUCAGUUCAGGCAUUGAUAAUACUUCCAAUGUAAUGUUAAAAGAAGGCAUUUUUUAACAAUUCAUACUGCUUAGUAAUCUGUAUGUAAUAUUCAUUUACUCCAUUGGUUCCAAACAAUAGAACUUGCAUGGCUAGGCCUUCCUGCUUUUGAUCUGGCAGUUUUUGCUGGCAAGAUUUUCCUCAUCAGCUUCUUUAUUUUGGCUAAUGGGUGCCUAUUGCAAGUCAUAUACAUUUGUUUUAUUUUCAUUAUAUUGUAUCAUUAAACUGUCGCUAGAAAUCUAAUGGUAACGACUGUUUAACUCCUGUCAAGAUUUGUUUUGCAAGAUACUAAAAUGAACAAAAAGCUUGCACCUUUUGCCUUGCCACUAAUAAAUAUCAAUACCAAUAAAA
Xenopus tropicalis (tropical clawed frog) is the source of this 5383-nucleotide messenger RNA. It is a transcript of the gene trak1, whose product is annotated as trafficking protein, kinesin binding 1. Gene Ontology annotation, cellular component: mitochondrion; cytoplasm. Lineage: Eukaryota; Metazoa; Chordata; Amphibia; Anura; Pipidae. The record is from RefSeq and is marked validated.